Peromyscus californicus insignis is the source of this 3447-nucleotide messenger RNA. RefSeq names its product farnesyltransferase, CAAX box, beta (gene Fntb). The transcript has 12 exons. The record is from RefSeq and is a predicted model, not a curated record. Gene Ontology annotation, cellular component: protein farnesyltransferase complex. Gene Ontology annotation, molecular function: protein farnesyltransferase activity. The coding region runs from base 876 to 2198 and encodes 440 amino acids. Gene Ontology annotation, biological process: protein farnesylation. NCBI's taxonomy places the organism in Eukaryota, Metazoa, Chordata, Mammalia, Rodentia, Cricetidae.
GCUCCUCAGCCACUCCCUGCCUCACUCCCAUGACUUUGCCCAACCCCUGCCUCAUCCCUGAGGGCUCCAGAGAGGCAGGCAACCCUCUCUCAGGCAACACUCAGCCCCUGUCCCAUCUCUCCAAAACGAUUCUUAUUCAAACAGUGGUCCAACCCAAGCUCCCGGAUCUCUUAGGAGCUGGCUUUGGUGCCCUGGAGAAAUAUGGACAAGUUUGUUCUCUGGCUCCGAGUGACUUGACGAGAGCAAAGCGCAUGAGGAGACCCUAAGAGCUCAGUAAGACGGACAAACAGCACUCAGCCAGUGUCACACUCCAGCUAAGUGCUUCACAAGCAUUCAUUCAUUUAAUCUAUAUGACACCUCCGGAAGGUCUCGUUAUUAGACCCAUUCAACAGACGAGACACUGCAGCUCAGAAGUGUAAGUCAUAGUCAAGGCUGUCCCCAAAGGAGGGCUCCAGGUAUGCCUGAGAAUGUUUGCCUCUUACCUACCAGCAUGGCUCUGCUCCUCCUGGCUGCAACUACCCUCACCUUCUCUCUUGGCAAGGCACGUGUGUUGGGGGAGGAGUGAGAAGAGGGGGAGAGGGACUCCCCAAGAGGAAGCUAAGAGCUGGAGCCCUCCCUGAAGGCAGCAGGAUUCCUACCGGAUGAUCAGGCAGCUGGCAGGUAGUUCUGCCAGGAGCCAUGAGAAGGCUACUUCAGAGGCGACCAAGUCCGGUCGGUACCCUGGAAUCAGAUGCUGGUGGAGUGCCCUCAAGUCAGUCCUCCUGGUGGAGAGGGCCUUCCCUUGACCAUGAAGGAGAGACCACUGACUCACUCUCAAAAUAGUGACCCUCCUGGCCUUGCCAGGGUGUCACCAGGCCUUUGUCUCGGUGUCCGGUAUGUCCUCUCUACUUGCGGACCCCCUGGUCUACAUGAACAUCCCCGAUCUUCCUUCACCCUCCUUCAAAACAGCCGCUAGCUUCCCCCCACAUCCUCCUGCCUCUGCGCCGCCCGCCGCCGUUGUAUCUCUGCCCUCCUCCAGGGCAAAGAGCACAGAGCGGAAGCUGCCUGCAGCCCUCCCCUUUAGGCACCCUGGCUGCUUUCCGGUUGCUCCACUGCUCAUCUUGCAGAGGGAGAAGCACUUCCAUUAUCUGAAAAGAGGCCUUCGACAACUGACCGAUGCCUACGAGUGUCUGGACGCCAGCCGCCCCUGGCUCUGCUACUGGAUCCUGCACAGUUGGGAGCUCCUGGACGAACCCAUCCCCCAAGUAGUGGCUGCAGACGUGUGUCAGUUCCUGGAGCUGUGUCAGAGUCCAGAAGGUGGCUUUGGAGGGGGCCCUGGGCAGUACCCACACCUUGCACCCACAUACGCAGCUGUCAAUGCGCUGUGUAUCAUUGCCACGGAAGAAGCCUACAACGUCAUUAACAGAGAGAAGCUUCUUCAGUAUUUAUACUCCCUGAAGCAACCCGAUGGCUCUUUUCUCAUGCACGUUGGAGGUGAGGUGGAUGUGAGAAGCGCGUACUGUGCUGCCUCAGUGGCUUCUCUAACCAACAUCAUCACGCCAGACCUCUUUGAAGGCACUGCCGAAUGGAUAGCAAGGUGCCAGAACUGGGAAGGUGGCAUUGGCGGGGUGCCAGGGAUGGAAGCCCAUGGCGGCUACACCUUCUGUGGCUUGGCUGCGCUGGUAAUCCUCAAGAAGGAACGCUCUUUGAACCUGAAGAGCUUGUUGCAAUGGGUGACAAGCCGGCAGAUGCGAUUUGAAGGAGGAUUUCAGGGCCGCUGCAACAAGCUGGUGGAUGGCUGCUACUCCUUCUGGCAGGCAGGGCUCCUGCCCCUGCUGCAUCGAGCACUGCAUGCUCAAGGCGACCCUGCCCUCAGCAUGAGCCACUGGAUGUUCCAUCAGCAGGCCCUGCAGGAGUACAUCCUGAUGUGCUGCCAGUGCCCAGCGGGGGGGCUGCUGGACAAGCCCGGCAAGUCACGUGACUUCUACCACACCUGCUACUGCCUGAGUGGCUUAUCCAUCGCCCAGCAUUUCGGAAGUGGAGCCAUGCUGCAUGAUGUGGUCAUGGGUGUGCCUGAAAAUGCUCUGCAGCCCACUCACCCUGUCUACAACAUUGGACCCGACAAGGUGAUCCAGGCCACCACAUACUUUCUGCAGAAGCCAGUCCCAGGCUUUGAGGAAUGUGAAGAUGAGGUGACCUCAGAUCCUGCCACCGACUAGAGGACCCUGUGGCUCCCCCAGCUCCCCCGUCAGACAAGGUUUCUCCAUUUGGGUACAGAGCACACUCUGUGCUUCUGUGAGCCUUGGCCGCUGUGGAGUUGUGGUUUCUUUGUCCUUUCCUGUCAAACAAAACAAAGCCAUCAGCUCUGGGUUCAGAAUACACAGUGGUGUGAUUUUUUAAAAUUAUUUUCAUACCUGUCAAAUCAAAACUCUGUGAGCCUGUGCAGUGGGGUUGGAGGAGAGCAAUGCAUGCUGGGAAGCAGCAGCCUCUCCUGGCAGCCAGCAGCCUGGCCCACCAUGCUGAAAUGGAGGCUAUCUCCGCACCCCAGCCCCUGUGGUGACUCCCACCUGCACACCACCAUUCAGUCACCUCUCGGGUAGAAACGUCAGCUCCGUGCUGGCCAGGGUGGGGCUCUGGGUCCUGCCUACGUGAGCUCCCUGGAAAAGAUCACUGGGCUGGAGCAGCGCCUGCUUCUGCUUGUGUCCUUCACCCAGUCACCUGCAAAGGACAGCGGCUGGGAAUGGAGGAGAGCCUUAGGUUGAGUCCCUCCCCUCAACCUGGGAGAACUGAGCCACACAUCUCUCCAAGGCCAUGUUUGGUGUAAGCAAGACUUGUUUUGUCCUAGAUAUGACUAGACCCAGGUAACCAAUUAUGAUUGGAAAAUCAACCUCUAGGUCAACUCUGUGCCAGAGGAAGCAGCUUCCCCCAGAGCCCAGGCCCUGCCUCUCCCCAUCAUGUACCAGGAGAGGUCCUCCUCCAGGCAGUACUGCAGCCCAGGCUCCUUCCGUUUCCACCCCCUACCCCCAAGACAGUGUUGUCUUUGCUCAUCCAGAGUAUUAACACUACUAAGGCUUCACCUUAACUGAAGACUCAGGAUUUAUUCCUGCCCUGCACACUGCAGGCUCACUGAAACAGAAUCAAGCGCUAGGUACGCUGUGGGGACAGUGGCCUUGGGCGGUAGGGCAGGCACUGCCAGUGUGCCAGGGUGCCAGUGUGCCGACUCCGGGAGCUGCCUCUGCACUGGCCCUUUUGGUCGGCAGGGUGCUGAGUUUGGUCAUCUGUCACGGCUUCAGUCACAGUGAGCUCAUGUGACUGUCCAGCCAUCGUGUGGACAGGCGGACAGGAGCCUGAGACGCAGCAUGAGGCUCUUCCCCAGAUCUCUGGCCAUGUGCUGCCUCUAAUUCCCUAUUGCUUUGGUGUCCUGGGCUAUGUAUUACCUCCUGGAAAUAAUAAAAGAGUAACAUUUUC